AUGUAUGUGAAAUGGUUUGAUACAGUAAUGUUUUACUAUGUGAUUUUAGUGAAUGUCACUUUUUGUCAUUUUUUCAAAUUUCCCGCCGUUCCGUCCCCGUACAUCCCGACGUCGCAGGGAACGGAACUCAGGAGACAGAUUCCGGCAUCCGCCGGAGGACAUUACAGGGGACACUGCAGGAGGGACAUCGCGGGAGCGCAGGACAAGGUAAGAGAAGAACAGAUCCCGGAGCAGCGCCGCAUGGUAUUCCCGAGUGUAGCUCGGGGUUAGCGCUUGUGCUACACUUGGGAAUACCGCCAGGGAGGCUACG
Messenger RNA from Staurois parvus, 310 nucleotides. Lineage: Eukaryota; Metazoa; Chordata; Amphibia; Anura; Ranidae. The record is from the annotation of a GenBank genome assembly.